Molecule: messenger RNA, 2947 nt
Organism: Paramuricea clavata
Lineage: Eukaryota; Metazoa; Cnidaria; Anthozoa; Malacalcyonacea; Plexauridae
Source: the annotation of a GenBank genome assembly
AUGGAAACAGUUGGUGCUUUGCGGAUUUUUGAAAGGUCAUACAUAUCACGGGGUCUACAAUAUAAGGACAUGCUUGGUGAUGGGGACUCAGCAACAUAUAAUAAAAUUGUUCAGAGGAAGCCUUAUGGAGAUGAAUGUAUACCCAAGAAAUUGGAGUGCAUUGGUCAUGUCCAAAAACGGGUUGGCAGCAGGUUGCGCAAGUUAAAAAGUGCAAAUAAAGGUUUGAAAUUGGCUGAUGGGAAAGGACUAGGAGGCAAAGGAAGAUUGACUGAUGGAAAGAUUGAUGUUUUGCAAAACUAUUAUGGACUUGCUGUGGGGGAGAAUUUGGAUGAUGUAGACCAAAUGGCCAAAUCGAUUAAAGCAAGUUUAUACCAUGUUGCUUCGACAGAUUUAAACCCUCAACAUCAUCUUUGUCCGAAUGGCAAAGACAGUUGGUGCGGAUACAAGAGGGACGAAGAAUCGUACAAACACAAGAAUGGUAUACCUGAGUGCAUUGUCAAGAAAAUUAAACCAAUCUUUGAUGAAUUAAGCCAACCUCAAUUGCUCCAAAAAUGCACUCAUGGAAUGACACAAAAUGUCAAUGAGUGUCUAAAUGGCCUAAUUUGGGAUCGCUGUCCCAAAACCACAUAUGUGGAACAUGAAACUGUAGCUCUGUCUACAUAUUUGGCUGUCGUGAAAUUUAAUGAUGGGGACAUUUCCUUUCUAAAGAUUUUUGAAGACUUAGAUAUCAAGCCUGGUUCAUUUACUGCACAAGGUUGUCAAGAUUGUGACCAAUCACGAAUUGAGCUGUCGGCCAAAAAGAGCAAGGAAACAGUAAAAAGUAGAAGAAAAACAUUGAGGCACCUCAGGAAAAACUUUGUUGAUGAGAUAGAAGAGAAAGAAGGUGUGGUUUAUGAAGCUGGGAGCUUUUAACACUUUUUAAGGUACAUUGACAUUAAAGCAAACUUUUCAAUUAAAUUUUCUCAUUUUUGCUAUUUCUCAGGUAUCAUCAAUCUUUGUGACAUUAUAAUUUUGUAAAUAUUAGCUGUAUUAGAUUGAUAUUUGGUGUGGUUACUUUCAAUAACAUUAUCUAGUGAAUAAAGCUCUUCAGAUAUUGAUAUUUUUUAUCAUUGAUGAAUUAUUUGCAAAUUGCUUCCACAAAGGCACUAAUUUAUUCAUAAAAUUAUUCAAAUAUUUAAAAUUUGGCUCAAUUUUUUUUUUAAAGUAUUUUAAACAAAAUUGAAGAGCUUUAGGCACUAGUUCAUUCUCCAAGCUUUCUGAAAAUAUAUUGUUCAUUAAAUUUGGUUCAUUGGUUCCUGAGUUAUGAUGUGUCCGAUGCUUUGCAAUUAUGCGUUAAUUAGUGGCCGCCAUAUUGGAUAAUUAGUGUAAUUAAUGUUUUUCCCAAAUUUUUUUUCCAUGGGUCAAUUCCCUUUCCCUUACCCUUUCAAAAUAUGAUAUUUUCACAUUGAUCUCUUUAAAAACUAAGAAAAAAGUUGUAGUGGGGUUGCCCAAAAAAGCAAAGGAGUAUUUUUUAUAAUUUUUGAUCAUUUUCUAAUUCAUAUCCCAAUAGAUGAAAAUUGGUUAUAAUAUAGAUAUGUACUAAUUUAGUAAAUACUUUUUUUUUUUGGUUUUUAUAUAAAUAUAUGGAGAUAUUGCCCCUUUAGGUGAUGAGUGACAUGAAAAAAAUAGUGUCACUGGUUUACAAAUAAAAAUUCUCAUUGAAAAAACUAAUGAUAUAUAUAGGUAUGCAAGUUCAUUUAAACUAAAUUUGGUCAAUCAUAUAUUAAUAAUAUUUGGUUGAAAAGACCAGAUUUAUUCAUGCAACUGUUUCUGAGAUAUUGCCAUUUUGGUGAAAGCUCUUGAAUUCAGUCACGUAUUCGCCAUAUUGCUUGCACGUUAGGGGGGUAGAAACAUUGUAACAGCUUGUGCGUUAAUGAGUUAAUUUACGUUCACUCACAACUGUUCGUUAAGUUCACAUUGAGCAUCUAUUACAUCUAGUUGCAUGUUUUUGUACACGAAAUAGACCGGAAUUUGAUUAGUAUUUAUCUCACCUCUAGAAAACCUCAGGAAGAAACGCAUGCAUGUUUUGCGCGACAGACAUAGCGCAUCUAGGCUUGGCUAUCACAUUUCCACGACGUCACGAAACUCACACCUGCACACAAUCUUGUCUGCAUCUGUACUAUCUAACCGUAUAAAAGCAGUGUGUGCAGUCUGAAUUACUAUGCAUUUCGAAUUCAACAAGAAUGGCUUCCACCAUGAAGGGAGCGAAGAGGGGCAAAUUUUGCAUUUGCGGAGGUCUGGAUUGCGCAUUUGCACGGAUAUAAAUCACGUUGAAGGGAUAUCAAUACAUAAGUUUUCUGCAAAUGAAGAACAGCGGAAAAUAUGGUUAAAAUUUGUGCGAAAACAUCAGCCGAAUUUUACUCCUACGAAUUUGUCAGUAAUAUGCUCAGCGCACUUCGAGAAAUCUCCCUAGGGACCGCGCGUAGCAAAAGGGGGAGCACUUGAGAAAGACGGAAGCGAGCGACUUGUGUCACUUGCCUGAUUUUGAAUCUUACUGAAAAAUUUGGCGCGAAAAUCAAUUAUGACAUAGUGCGCAUUCACCAUGUCGAUUUCACUAGUUCAUUAUUGUUUUGGCGUCGUUAGUACAGAAUAAUAAUGAGCAUUCACUGACGUUACCGGAGCAAAAAUGCACUGGUGAAUUUGGCGUGCUUGUGGGUGACAAAAGUCUGUCACUUCCAGGAACCACGAACUGCGGACUUUGGAAAUUUUGAGCCAUGUAAUCGAUUUAUUGUAUUUCUCAUUCUAGACAAUUGAAUCUUUGUGACAAGAGUUGUCCUCGGGAGGCAAGAGUAGCAGUGGCGAAGCAGAAAACGAGACGGGUGAAGAUAUUGGUAUCUUGCACGAAGCUUGGGAUUACGAAGAUUGGUUAAUGGGAGAUAACUCGGAGGACAUUUGGGUCAGACACUGA